UUCGCCGCGACGCCAUGGAAAAGUCGACCAGUCGCAAGCCCGCAGCAUUCAUGCAGAGGAAUUAAUUUAAAUUAUCAUGUUCCAGCAAGCAAAGACAAAGUUUCAACACAUAGGUACCACCUCUCUCUACCCUCCGCCAUGUAAUCCAUAGAUUAUAGACCGCAAAACUAGUUGAGGAGGUACAUCUGAACCAGUUCCUCAUCCAGCUCCCGUGCACCCGGAGAACCAACCAGUCCACGGCCUCAUCUUUCGAGAAACUACUUUUAUAUAUGUCCAUGCCUCAUCUGCCCUUCUUUCUGUAUAAAAACAAAUAUGUUUUCAUAGUGUAAUAAUAGUUUUAUAUUGUAGUUCUAAAUAAAUUCAGAUCAGUUCCUUCUAAGGUUUUCUUCUUCACCCUUCCAUGGACGUCCCGGAUCUCAAGUCCCCCAUCUUCAUCCCAGAUUCCUAUUCUCCUUCCCAACAAGUCGAUGAUUCCUCCAUUCCCACCUCCUCUCCUGGACCUCCGAGGAGGUACUUGAUGUUAGUCUUGUUCGCCGUCUCAGCUGUAUCAUUGCUGGGCCUCGUCUCUCCGUUUUACCAUGGAGGAGAAUUGGCGUCCCACCGGGCACCGGCGACUCCAUUGGAACGAUGGACCUUGUCCCGGGGCACGGCCGAGGGCGUGUCGGAGAAGUCCAAUGGACGGAUCCUCGGCGCCACCCCGGUCUACCCCUGGACCAACGCCAUGCUUGUCUGGCAGCGCACGGCCUACCAUUUCCAGCCGCAGAAGAACUGGAUGAAUGACCCUGAUGGGCCCAUGUAUUACAAGGGGUGGUAUCACCUGUUCUACCAGUACAACCCGGACUCGGCGGUGUGGGGGAACAUCACGUGGGGGCACGCCGUGUCACGUGACCUCAUCCACUGGCUCUACCUUCCCCUCGCCAUGGUCCCCAGCCACUGGUACGACGCCAACGGCGUCUGGACCGGCUCCGCGACGCUCUUGCCGGACGGCCGGAUCGCCAUGGUCUACACCGGUUCGACCACCGAGUCGGUCCAGGUCCAGAACCUCGCCUUCCCGGCCGACCCGGACGACCCGCUCCUUCUCAAGUGGAACAAGUCGGAGUCCAACCCGGUAAUCCGUCCCCCUUCCUGGAUCGGGCUGACCGACUUCCGCGACCCGACCACGGCCUGGUACGUGCCGACCGAGUCGGCCUGGCGGAUCGCCAUCGGAUCGAAGGACGCGGACCACAACGGAAUCGCGCUGGUGUACCGGACCAAGGACUUCGUAACCUACGAGCUCCUCCCCAGGCUGUUGCACUCAGUGAACCGGACCGGGAUGUGGGAGUGCGUGGACUUCUACCCGGUGUCGACCGCGUCGAAGGUGGGGCUGGACACGUCGACCGGGCCGGGGCCGGGCGUGAAGCACGUGCUGAAGGCGAGCCUGGACGACAACAAGCACGACUACUACGCGAUCGGGACGUACGACGGGGAGGAGGGGACGUGGACGCCGGACGACCAAGAGAUGGACGUGGGGAUCGGGCUGAGGUACGAUUACGGCAAAUACUACGCGUCGAAGACGUUCUACGACCCGGUGAAGGAGCGGCGCGUGCUGUGGGGUUGGAGCGGGGAGACCGACAGCGAGAAGACGGACCUCCUCAAGGGCUGGGCCUCCGUACAGGUGGAUCACUCCAUAGUAGAGAGCUUUGCUCAAGGGGGGAGGACAUGCAUCACAUCGCGUGUGUAUCCAACUGAAGCAAUUUAUGGCGGGGCACGAGUCUUCCUCUUCAACAAUGCAACCGGCGCUCCGGUGACCGCCAAAUCGAUUAAGAUAUGGCAGAUGAAUUCUGCAUUCAUUCAUCCAUACGCGGCCUAGGCUGAAGUUAAUUUGGUGAUUCAAUACCAAUUGCUCAGCCUUUAUCUAUUACUCUGCCACCAUUGAUCCCAGAACAUCCCCUUAUUUUAAGUUCGUUAUUACACUUCAUUUGUUGAUGGCCUUGUGUUGGAAUUGUAUUUGUUCCAACUGGGCAACCUUGGAGAGUAUUCUUCUUUCAAUGCUGUAGAGGGUGAUAUAUUUAUAAGCCCAUGAUCAUAUUUCUUAUUAGUUCUAUGACCUUACGACUCGGAGCAUGGCGCCAAUUUCCUUUCCAGAUGCCCUAAGUGGUCUGGGGUUGUGAUUGGAUUACUUGCUUGGUGGAGAAAACAUUCAUGUCAUGUGAAGAUCGCAGAAAUUGAUCUGAUGGUGGGCAUCUCUCUCUUCGGAUGUUUUCGAUUUCAAACAGAAAGGCGAUCGACAUUUUUAUGUAUUGAUUUAUAUAUAUAUAUAUAUAUAUAGAGAGAGAGAGAGAGAGGAGGGGUCUACAGUAAAUUCUUGAGAUUAAUUUCUUGGUGCCCUAAAUGUUUAACUGUA
Elaeis guineensis (African oil palm) is the source of this 2383-nucleotide messenger RNA. Lineage: Eukaryota; Viridiplantae; Streptophyta; Magnoliopsida; Arecales; Arecaceae. The record is from RefSeq and is a predicted model, not a curated record.